Messenger RNA from Hypomesus transpacificus, 509 nucleotides. Its product is annotated as beta-2-microglobulin-like. The record is from RefSeq and is a predicted model, not a curated record. Lineage: Eukaryota; Metazoa; Chordata; Actinopteri; Osmeriformes; Osmeridae.
CAUUGGCUAUCAUUUUUAUGGGGAGGUGUUGUACAUCUGUUCUUUCGAUUUCAACCAACUCAUAUUUUGCGACGUCGGUUUGUUAUUUGUUUGUCGUCAAAACAUUGUUUAUCCACACUUUUUGAAAACUUUUGGACUUCUAGAACGAUGAAGAAUUGUUAUGCUCUGUGUUUUCUUGUGCGUCGUGGGAGCCGGCUUCGCCAAGGAAUCUUCCCCAUUGGUUAAGGUGUAUGGUCGCAACCCUGGCAAGUAUGGGGAGCCGAACGCUCUGAUCGGUCAUGUGAGUGGCUUCCACCCUUCAGACAUCAGCAUCGAUCUACUAAAGAACGGGGUGGUGAUGCCGACGCCCGUCACAGAUCUGGCUUUAGAGCAGGGCUGGAAGUUCCUCCUGACCAAGUGUGGCGUUCACACCCCAGAGUGUUGAGGAGUACAUCUGCAAGGUCACCCACAUGAUGAAGUCCAAGACGUACACCUGGGGCAAGCUCUCUCUGGAUGUGCUUAUGAGUGAC